GUUAACCAUCUCAACAUGUUCUCCAAAAUCGUUUUUCUAAGUGCCUUGUUAGCGGUUUGCGCCGCUGGUCUACUGCCUCAGCCGCACUACUCCUCAGCGGCCGCCGUCUCCUCGCAGAGCAUUGUGCGCCACGAUCAGCCACAACUCGCUACUAAGCUCCUGGCCGCACCAGUCGCCGCCCCUGCGCACCUCGCCUACCAUGCCGCCCCAGCUCCCCUAGCCUAUCACGCCUCUGCCUCUGUCUACCACGCCGCUCCCGUCGCUAAGCUGGCUGUAGCUGCUCCUGCCCCGAUCAGCUACCACGCAGCCCCCGCUCCCCUUGCUUAUCACGCAGCCCCCGUCGCAAAGGUACUGGCACCAGCCCCAAAACUGCUCGUAUCCGCUCACCAGGAGGAAUACGCCCACCCUAAAUACGACUUCUCAUACUCCGUGGCUGACGGACAUACUGGCGACAACAAGUCGCAACACGAGUCCCGCGACGGUGAUGCCGUGCACGGCGAAUACUCCCUGUUGGAGGCUGACGGCUCAGUGCGCCGCGUGCAGUACACAGCUGAUGACCACAACGGUUUCAAUGCGGUGGUGAGCCACUCCGCACCUGCGCACGCUGCUCCGUCUGUCGCCUAUGCGACUCCUGCACUCGUCGCUCACUCCCGUCAUCACUGAGUACUGAUACCCCACACUCUACCAAGACUGUACCAUAACGUAUCUGUUUGUAAGAAUACCUUGUAAAUAGCUAAAUACUUAUUUAUUGUAAAUAUAUGAAGCAAUGC
Molecule: messenger RNA, 770 nt
Organism: Hyposmocoma kahamanoa
Lineage: Eukaryota; Metazoa; Arthropoda; Insecta; Lepidoptera; Cosmopterigidae
Product: cuticle protein 19-like
Exons: 3
Coding region: 16-663 (215 amino acids)
Cellular component (GO): extracellular matrix
Source: RefSeq, a predicted model, not a curated record